Messenger RNA from Anoplopoma fimbria (sablefish), 870 nucleotides. RefSeq names its product BARX homeobox 2 (gene barx2). Gene Ontology annotation, cellular component: nucleus. The record is from RefSeq and is a predicted model, not a curated record. Bases 1 to 870 code for a protein of 289 amino acids. Gene Ontology annotation, molecular function: RNA polymerase II transcription regulatory region sequence-specific DNA binding; DNA-binding transcription factor activity, RNA polymerase II-specific. NCBI's taxonomy places the organism in Eukaryota, Metazoa, Chordata, Actinopteri, Perciformes, Anoplopomatidae. Gene Ontology annotation, biological process: regulation of transcription by RNA polymerase II. The transcript is spliced from 4 exons.
AUGCACUGUCAAGCCGAGUUGAGGCUCUCCUCCCCCGGGCAGCUGAAGGCUGCGAGACGGCGCUACAAGACUUUCAUGAUUGACGAGAUCCUCUCCAAGGAGACUUGUGAUUACUUUGAGAAACUUUCUCUGUAUUCGGUGUGCCCUUCUCUCGUCGUGCGGCCGAAGCCUCUCCACUCAUGCUCAGGCUCCUCGUCACUACGUGCCUACCCUCUCCUCUCGGUGAUCACGCGGCAGCCCCCCAACCUGCCCCUCCACCUCCCUCAGCCGUCCUCCCCGGGCGGAGUUCCCCCGCACCUGCUCUCGCCGCAGCAUCAGCGAGGCUCCGAGCCCUCCCCCAGCCAGACGCCCCUCAGCAUCAGCAGCGAGUCGGAAACGGAGCACAGCACGCCCCGCCUGAAGAAGCCCCGCCGCAGCCGCACCAUCUUCACCGAGCUGCAGCUGAUGGGCCUGGAGAAGAAGUUCCAAAAGCAGAAGUACCUGUCCACACCUGAUCGGUUAGACCUGGCCCAGUCACUUGGUCUCACACAGCUCCAGGUGAAGACAUGGUACCAAAACAGGCGUAUGAAGUGGAAGAAAAUGGUGCUUAAAGGAGGUCACGAGGCCCCGACUAAGCCCAAGGGAAGACCAAAGAAGAACUCCAUCCCCACCACGGAGGAAAUAGAGGCCGAAGAGCAAAGAAUGAAGGUGGAGGAAGAGGAUAGGAUGAGGAGGGCGACAAAGGAAGCGGCGCUGGCUCGCGGAGGAGAGGCGUCUCAGCUGGAACCUCAGGAUCUCAGUUCGGUAACUCACAAUCCUGCCGCGGCGAUGGAGGAUUCUGAGCGAGAGCUGCCGCUCCUGAUGCAGUCAGAGACUCACGCAGCCAGCUAA